Molecule: messenger RNA, 3265 nt
Organism: Lathyrus oleraceus (garden pea)
Lineage: Eukaryota; Viridiplantae; Streptophyta; Magnoliopsida; Fabales; Fabaceae
Product: protein PAT1 homolog 1
Exons: 5
Coding region: 227-2872 (881 amino acids)
Biological process (GO): deadenylation-dependent decapping of nuclear-transcribed mRNA; P-body assembly
Cellular component (GO): P-body
Molecular function (GO): RNA binding
Source: RefSeq, a predicted model, not a curated record
AACAUAGACGCUACCAGAAUCUCAAUUCACCCUACCCUUCGUAGGGUUCCUCUCUUUCUCUCUCGAAAAAUCAAACCCCAUCACCUCAUUCGAUCUUCAUCCUCAUUCAUUCAUGACCUAAUUCUAAUCCUUAUAGCUCACAAUCUCUCACCAAUUUCAUCUUUUUCUCGAUUCUUCUUCAUCGCUUCCGUUUUUUGUGUCUCCGCGACCUUUCGAUUUUUUAUGGAUGGAUGUGUUCACUGCUGCUGGGGUUGACGCUCUUGGUGCUUCCAACAACCAAGAUCUUAACCUCUUGGAAAAUGUUCCUCAAGAUGGUGCAUUAUUUGAUGCAUCACAGUAUGCAUUCUUCGGUAAAGAUGUCGCUGAGGAAGUUGAGUUGGGGGGGUUAGGCGAUGAAAAUGAUUACAUCCCUUCUGUUGAGUUCAACGAGGAGGAGUUUUUUCUCAAUGCGGAAGAGGCGGAGGAUGUAAGAUCUUUUUCUGAAAUUGAUGAUCUCACAACCACUUUUUUGAAGUUGAACAAAACUGUUAGUGGACCAAGAAAUGCAGGAGUUAUUGGUGAUCGGGUGUCAAGAGAAAAUUCUUCUGCUUCUGAAUGGUCACAGAGGGAUGAUGUUCCCUACUGGGUUGACUAUCACACUUGUGAUAGUGAAGGUUCUCAGGAUGGCAAAAGAUGGUCCUCACAUCCACAUUCUUCUGUCACCCAUCUACAAGAAUCAAAGCCCUUAUGCCGAACGUCGUCGUAUCCUGAGCAGCAAAGGCAGCUGCAAUACCACCUCGAACAUCGCUCUAGUGAACCUGUUCCUAACUGGUUUGAUCAGCAUUUUUAUGAUAGUGAAACUACUGGUGAUGAAAAGAGAUGGUCAUCACAUCCACAUUCCUCUAUUUCACACACAGAAGAACCAAGGCCCUUGUAUAGAACGUCUUCUUAUCCUGACAAGAGACAAGAACUUCCUCGUUUUUCGAGCGAACCAGUUUUGGCGCCAAAAUCUUCAUUCACUUCUUAUCCUCCCCCUGGUGGUAGGUCUCAACAAUCUUCUUCAAAUCACAGUACAGGCCAGUUGAAUAUUCCUUAUGCUAGGGGAGCUCACAUGGCACUGUCAUCACAAAAUCCCUCUCAUUUAUUCAAUUCUGCAUUACACUUGGGUGGAUCAAAAUAUGAGCCACAUUUUAGUGGAAAUUUGGCCCAAUUUAAUACUGGCUCCCCCCUCAAUAAUCGGAUCCAGAAUCAAUGGGUCAACCAAACAGGGUUGUAUACUGGAGAUAAUUCAAACCUUCUGAAUAAUAUGCUACAGCAACAACUAUACCAUCACAAUGGAUCAGUGUCUCCUCACUUACUGACUCAGCUGCAGCAACAGCCGCAUAGAUUGCCUCAUCCUGUUCAGCAGUCCGCAGCCUUAAUGUCAGGUUUACAGCCCCAUUUAUUUAAUCACCAUCUUUCGCCUGGAUCAUCCAUUGGUAGAAAAUAUGAACAUGUGCAUGGUUUUGGUGAUGUUAGAGAACAUAGACAAAAAUCAACUCGUAGACAUCGGAUCUCUCAACAGGGUUCUAAUGCCAGUAGCCAGAAGAGCGAUAGUUGUUCAAUACAAUUCAGGUCCAAGUAUAUGACUAGUGAAGAAAUUGAGAGUAUUCUUAAAAUGCAACUUGCCGUGACUCAUAGUAAUGACCCAUAUAUCGAUGACUAUUAUCACCAAGCUUGUCUUGCAAAAACACCUUCUGGGGCUAAAUUUAAAUUUUCAUUUUGCCCAGCCAAAAUAAAGGAUAUUUCCUCACGAUCUCGUGCCAAUUCUGAGCCAUACAGGUUUCUUCAGGUUGACACUUUAGGGAGGGUUUCUUACUUGCCUAUUCGUCAGCCUCGCCCUCUUCUUGAAGACGAUCCUCCAAACUCCUCUGCUAGUGGUGGCUCUGAGCGAAAUAUUUCAGAGAAGCCCCUUGAGGGGGAGCCUUUGUUUGCAGCCAGAGUCACAAUUGAGGAUGGUCUCUGUCUUCUUCUUGAUGUAGAUGAUAUUGAUCGUUUCCUAAAGUGCAAUCUGCUUCAAGAUGGUGGAACUCAAUUCUUACGAAGAAGGAGUGUCCUUCUGGAAGGAUUAGCAACAUCACUCCAUCUUGUGGACCCACUGGGAAAGAAUGGACACAAAGCUGGGCUUGCUGCUAAGGAUGAUCUUGUUUUCUUGCGAUUAGCAUCUCUUACCAAGGGAAGGAAGCUCCUAGCAAAGUAUCUUCGGUUGCUUGUUCCCGGUAGUGAGCUUAUGAGGAUUGCCUGCAUGGCUAUAUUUCGUCAUUUAAGAUUCUUAUUUGGUAGUAUCUCUUCUGAUUCAGCAUUAGCGGAGACUACAAGUGAUCUUGCUAUGGUUGUUUGUCAGUGUGUCCAAGGAAUGGAUCUUGGUUCUCUUGGUGCUUGUCUUGCAGCAGUUGUUUGUUCCUCAGAGCAGCCUCCUCUUCGUCCCAUUGGAAGCUCUGCCGGAGAUGGUGCUUCCCUUGUUUUAGUGUCUGUCCUCGAGGGGGCUACUAAACUUCUAACUGAUCAUCACGCCGCUUCUAACAAUAAAUUGGGCAAUCGCCCAUUUUGGCAGGCCUCAUUUGAUGAAUUUUUUGACCUCCUCACGAAGUAUUGCAUGAAUAAGUACCAGAGUAUCAUGCAGUCACUGCUUACACAAGGGGCACAGAACAGACCUGUGAUUGGAUCAGAUGCUGCUAAAUCAGUUAGUAAGGAAAUGCCGGUUGAGCUUCUACGUGCAAGUCUUCCUCACACCAAUGAUCGCCAGAGAAAGUUAUUACUAGAUUUCGCUCAGCGCUCUUUGCCGGUGGUUGGAUUUAACAACUAUGCUGGGAGCAGUACUAGCCGCGUGAACUCAGAGAGGGUGAUUAGUUGAUAGUGUAGAGUUUUGAAAAUGGUUUUUGGGCUUAAUGUCGCCUCAAAUGAUACUCACCUUGCAUUGUGGCGGGGAAACGAUGAUAUAUUUGCUUUCAGGCUCUUCAUAUAUCAUGAAGUAUUCAGCUUGAUUUGUUCCUCAUGUCUUUCAUUUAUUUAUGAUGGGGGAGCUUAGUUUAUUUUUAUAUUUGGAUCCGGUAGACUCACUAGUGGUUAUAGCAUGUACAGGUUUAGGCAGAUAUUUGAUUCCCAUGCUCCCUUUCAAUCUUUCAGUUAUGUAUUCAAAUUUACACCUGAUGAUAGGGGCGAACAGGGAAACAUGCUGACCAGUUGGUGGGGCUGAAAUACAUGGGAACUAGUAGUUAAGAAUAAUUUAUGUUGGCCUUGCUGCAUA